Messenger RNA from Larimichthys crocea (large yellow croaker), 4205 nucleotides. RefSeq names its product ovochymase-2. The transcript has 25 exons. NCBI's taxonomy places the organism in Eukaryota, Metazoa, Chordata, Actinopteri, Sciaenidae. Gene Ontology annotation, molecular function: serine-type endopeptidase activity. Gene Ontology annotation, biological process: proteolysis. The record is from RefSeq and is a predicted model, not a curated record. The coding region runs from base 27 to 4193 and encodes 1388 amino acids.
GGUGCAGCUACACUGCUGUGAGGAAAAUGGCUCGAUUCAAGGGUUUGAGCACCCUGGAAAAAUGUCUGAUAUUUCUGUUUGUGGCCAUGACCACUGCCUGCAUCAGCCUUUUAGUCGUCUACUUCGUGGAGAAAGCUGACUCAUCUACUCAUAUAGACGGGGGAGCUUCGGGGUGUGGUGGUUCUCAGGAGCUGUCUGCAGAGACCGGCACCUUCACCAGCUGGAACUAUCCCAACAGCUAUGACAAUGGAAAGAGCUGCACCUGGCACAUCUCGGUGGACCCUGGCAAGGUGAUCCAUCUGUGGUUUGAGGAGUUUGCUUUGGAGGAUACGCAGCUCUGCACGGGAGACUUCGUCACACUGCGAGAUGCUCUGGGAACCAUUGGUAAAUACUGUGGCUACACCAAACCAAAGCCGGUGGUGUCACUGACAAACCACCUGACGGUGUACUUUGACACCAAUGAAAGAAAAACAGACCAAGGAUUCAAGGCUCAUUACAAAGCUGUGGCUCCAGAGCUUGCGCCAGAAAUAGCCGGGGCUGGUGGCUUUCUCCAAGGUGACCAGGGGGAUGUAAUGACCCCCAGCUUCUCUGAGCAGAACUACCCAAAUGGAGCUCUGUACCAGUGGAGGAUCACGGUGCCUGAAGGCGAGAGGGUCCGCCUGCAAUUCAUCUCUUUUGACCUGGUCCCUGAUGCCUGUGGAGACUUUGUUCAGGUCUACGAUGGCUCCAAUGCCGGCUCUUCUUUGCUAGGUAAAUUCUGCGGGGGGACGAUGCCAAAGCCACUCGAGUCCAGUGGCAACGCGAUGGUGGUCCGCUUCAAAUCAGACAACACUUUGACUUCUAAAGGAUUCAAAGCAACUUACACCAAGUCCAGCCUUCCACCUGUUGUUACAACCACACUCAGACCUACAACAACACCCAGACCCUCCACCCAAACCACUCCACUUCCCACAUCUGGUGGUACAGUCAUUCUCAACGGGCGUAAAGGAGUGCUCCAGUCGUUGGGUUACCCAAAUGCAUAUCCUCCUCAUCUGAACAGCUCCUGGAAGAUAACGGUGGCCAAAGGAUUCCUGGUUAAAUUUCAGAUCACUGACUUGGCCAUCACAGGACAGACUGGACAAUGCAAGGAGGACAAACUGAUCAUCUCAGAUGUUUACAGCACUCUAGGCACACACUGUGGUUACAUGAUUCCCCCUAUAAUGGUCAGUGCCAGUGACACACUAUCUGUCACCUUCAAGUCCGACAGUCGCCUCACAGACCGAGGAUUCUCUGCCAAGUGGCAAGCUGUGUAUCCCGAGGAUAUCACAGAAAUCCAGGGCUGUGGCCUUACAUCCAAAGAGGAAACAGGCGUUAUCAAAUCCCAGAACUGGCCUAUGAACUACAAGGCAAACUCUGAGUGCAUGUGGAACAUCGUCGUGCCUUUGGGGAAAAGAAUCACACUGACGUUCACCCACUUUGACCUGGAACCCAGAGAUUUAUUAACAUUCAAAUGCCUCGAUAACUUAGUGGUGUAUGACAUCAACGGUUUGACGAAUGCAUUCAUUGAAAAGCACGGUCCAUUCUGUGGGACGCAGCUGCCUGCUACCAUCCGGUCAAGGAGCCACCGGCUGGUGAUUCGUUUUCAUACAGACUUGAUGCUUGAGGGCAAAGGCUUCAGAGCCUACUGGACAACAAACCCCACUCUGCCUCCACCCACCGAGCCACCCGUUCAGCCCAACCCCUGGGACGACAUCCCCAUAGAUUGGCCCAGUGCAUGUGGGAAACCAGCCAUUCCUCCUGUUGUUGUGUCACGCAUUGUGAACGGCGAGCCAGCCAAGCCUCACUCCUGGCCCUGGCAAGUGUCCAUGCAGGUCUGGCCGGAAAGUCAGCCAAAUCCCAAAUUCUUCCAUACCUGUGGUGGUACUCUUAUUCAUAAAAACUGGGUACUUACAGCAGCUCACUGCUUCAUGAGAUAUGCUGAUGAGCUGCAGCGUUGGCGCAUGUGCCUUGGCAAACACAACCUGACCUACACAGAGCCGAGUGAACGCUGCUUCAGUGUGAGUGGUAUCUAUCGCCAUGAGGGAUUCAAGUAUCCCACAGUGCCCACGGUGGAGUUUGACAUUGCCCUGGUCAGACUGGACUUGCAGGUGAUGCCCACUGAUCAGAUCUCGUUUGCGUGCCUUCCGUCUGAGGAGGAAAUGCUGCCUGGGGGAAAGAAGUGCUACGCCACUGGCUGGGGAGAUGAGACCGGAGAUUCCAUGAAUGCUAAAGUUGCAGAGGCCCUUAACCAGGUCGCCUUGCCUGUUGUGCCAUUUGACACCUGCAAGAGGAUGGAUUACUGGUGGUUCCAGGUCAAGCCCUCCAUGAUCUGCUGUGGUUAUACCCUGCCUGAUGAGCUCAAGUCUGUCUGCCAGGGAGAUUCAGGUGGUCCUUUGGUGUGUCAGGAUACCCCUUCUAGUGCUUGGGAAGUUCAUGGUAUAACCAGCUUCGGCCCUAUGGGAUGCAUUAUGAAUAAGAAGCCCUCUGUGUUCACCCGCUCCUCUGCCUACCUCCCCUGGAUCAGAAAUGUCAUCCGCAGGGACAUGUACAACGAGCACUCAUCUGGCUGUGGAGGGCCAAUGGACUUGAUUGGCGUAGGAGGCAGUGUGUCCUCUAUGGGUUACCCUCAAAGCUACAACAACAGAGCCAGAUGCCAGUGGAACAUCCAGGUGCCCUUAGGCAAACUGGUCCAUCUCCAUUUCCACAAUUUCUCCCUGGAGGAGAGUCAGAUGUGCUUAAAUGACAAAGUCAUCCUCACGGACACAACAGGAAGACUAGGCACACACUGCAGCCAUGUUCCCCCUAAAGACCUGGUGAGUGAUGGAAACAAACUUCACAUCAUCUUCUCCUCCAAUGACAAGGUGGUGGACACAGGCUUUAAAGCUACCUGGAAGGCAGUGGACCCUAUCGAUUCUCCUUGUGGAGGAUGGUUCAGCAGUAAUCAGGGUGAAAUCACCUCUCCUAACUGGCCCAAUGACUACCAAGCCCAGUCUGUGUGCACGUGGCGGAUCACCAUUCCUUCAGCAAAAAGUGUACAUGUAGCCUUCACUCACUUUGAACUGCAAGCUGUAAACGUGUUAGGAAAGUGUAUCGACUAUGUGGAGGUCUUCAAUGGAGAAACCAUGAAAUCACUAGGUCAGUUCUGCGGCUUUGCCCCUCCACCCACUAUCACCAUCCCGAGCAACACAGUCGUCAUCCGCUUUCUCAGUAACGGAAACAAUCAACAGAAAGGUUUUCGUGGUUACUGGACCACUGAUCCCAAUAUUUUCCCAACUUUACCUCCUCCACCUGCUAACCCGUGGGACAAGAUCACUAUCGACUGGCCAGUAGAUUGCGGAAAUCCAGCAGUGAAACCCAACAAAACCACUCCACGGGUGGUUAAUGGGGAAGAGGCGAUCCCCCAUUCCUGGCCCUGGCAGGUCUCCAUGCAGGCCUCACCGAUGUCUCCCAUCCCUUACAUGCAUGGUUGUGGAGGUUCUUUGAUUCACAAAGAAUGGGUCCUAACAGCUGCUCACUGCUUUAUGUUCCCACUGAAUAUCCCCGGUUACUGGCGCAUGUGUUUGGGUAAACACCACAUGAACUCCUCCAUGGACGUUCCCUCAGCAGAGGAAUGCUAUAAGGUGGAUAAAAUCAUCCGCCACGAGGGUUUCGUCUACGAGCAGGAUCGCAAUGACAUCACCAAUGACAUCGCGCUGGUGCAUUUGGCAAAGCCUGUCAACAUGACGAGGGAGAUCAGCCCCAUCUGUCUGCCCAAACCUGGGGCUGUGAUGCCUGCCGGUACACCCUGCUUUGUCACCGGUUGGGGAGACGAGAAAGGUAACCUGUUUCCCAAAGUGUCCGAGAAGCUAAAUCAGGCGGCCCUUCCUAUUGUUGACUUCAAGACCUGCAGUAAACCUACUUACUGGUGGGACGUCCUCAGGCCCUCCAUGAUCUGUGCUGGCUAUGAGUCUCCAGAUGAGCUGAAGUCCGCCUGCCAGGGUGACUCUGGAGGUCCUUUUGCCUGCACGGCUCCUGGAACAGACACGCCCUGGGAGGUGCAUGGUAUCGUCAGCUUUGGACCUCAGGGCUGCAUCAGAGACAAGAAACCUUCAGUGUUCACUCGAGUCUCUGCCUUCAGCGACUGGAUCAGCGACAACAUCAAGAAGUUUAUAUAUGAAAAUGGCAAAACCAACUAAAGCUCAUGUGUU